AUGUCUCACAUGGACCCUAACUGUACCCACGGAACUGGUGGUCCGCGCUGCGACCGCUGCGCCGAAGGCCACCACGGAGCCCCGGAGGCUCCCGGUGGCUGCCAAGCUUGCCCCUGCCCCUCUAGGGCGAGAAACUUCGCUACUGCCUGCGCCAUGCAGGGGGGAAGGCUCCAGUGCUUGUGUAAACCUGGCUACGCCGGCACUGACUGCGAGUUAUGCGCCGCCUCAUACUACCGCUUACCCGACGGCGCGUGCGCGCCCUGCGCGUGCGACGUUGCCGGCUCGCUGUCUCCCCAGUGUGACGGGCGCGGAAGAUGCCGGUGUCGCGAUUACGCGACCGGCGAUAAGUGUGAUAGGUGCAGAGGACCGAAGCUGUGGAUGGAUGGUGGCGGAUGCAGGCCUUGCGACGACUGCACAACCACCCUCCUCGACUCGAUUGACCACCUCGCCUCCUCGCUCCGCAGCGCCGAUCUUAACGAGCUCAGCCGCAUACCUCAACCGUACCCCGCCGUCCGCGAGUACUCACACAACACCUCACUACUCCGCAACUCUUUAUACCAGUUCGUUAACACCCUCAACCAUUCUAGAAACUUAAAGGACGAUAUUAGUAACUUGGAAGCUUCGGAGCAUAGGAUUUUCACCGAUUUACACACUUUAAAAAAAGAUGCGGAAACAAAAGAAGAUUCAGCGAAAUUUUUAAGCUUAGAAAGCAUGAGUGGUUUAGAAGAAGUGUUAAAGCAAAGACAGAGAUUGGGUGAGCAGGUGGCUGUGUUGGACGAUUUCGCGAGAGGCGAGAGGCAUUUGGGGGCGCAUAGAGCGAUUAAGGAGGCGAGGCAUUUGCUGAGGAAUAUUAAGGAUGUGAGGCUGAAUGAUUAUAUUUCGGGGGCUAAUGAUGUUUACGAUGCGGCUAAUGUGCAAUCUACCGCGAUUCAAGAACUUAACUACAGCAUAGAUGAUGCCUAUGCGCGUCUCCGUGGCCUACAAAAUACUUUCGAGAGUUGGCAUGAGAAAGCUGAAGACCUACCACGAUUGGCUGAAGGCGUUUGGAUGGCGGGAGACAAGGUGGCGGCCAUGCAGAAAGAGGUUAGGCCGAGAAUGGCGGCCGCUAGGGACACUGGACUGCGAUGCAGACUUGUUCUAGAGGACGUGCUGUCUCUCUCCAACCACACAUUCGUCGAAGACGCCGGCUCUGCUCUGCUCCGCGCACGCUCUCUCCUUCUCUCUCUGCCCGCCUUAGCUGCAGAGUUGGACUCGCUCACACCCGCGGCGGAGGAAAAGGAAGGCAUUCUGUACAAUUUGACGCCGGCGUAUAAACAGAAGUAUUUGGACGCGGUGGAGAGGCAUGUGAUGGAGCUUGGGGCGAAAGCGAGAGAGUAUAAGAGGUAGGAACCAUUUU
This is a messenger RNA of Cydia amplana, 1396 nucleotides long. RefSeq names its product laminin subunit alpha-3-like. The record is from RefSeq and is a predicted model, not a curated record. Gene Ontology annotation, biological process: tissue development; animal organ morphogenesis. The transcript is spliced from 7 exons. The coding region runs from base 1 to 1386 and encodes 461 amino acids. Lineage: Eukaryota; Metazoa; Arthropoda; Insecta; Lepidoptera; Tortricidae.